Molecule: messenger RNA, 993 nt
Organism: Dendronephthya gigantea
Lineage: Eukaryota; Metazoa; Cnidaria; Anthozoa; Malacalcyonacea; Nephtheidae
Product: kelch domain-containing protein 8B-like
Exons: 2
Coding region: 1-993 (330 amino acids)
Molecular function (GO): protein binding
Source: RefSeq, a predicted model, not a curated record
AUGACAAAAACUUUGGCAGAUAUCAAGGAAAGGAUUGGGAAUAUCGAGAAAAACACCGCAGAUAUAAAAGCAGAUAUAGAAAGAAAACAUGAAGCGGUUAACAACAAAGUCGAUGGAUUGAAAACAGCUUUGGUCAAAGCUUUUGAUGAAAUAAAGGACGUUCUUAUCAUGAUGGAGGCCAAGAAAGGAGAAAACACAAGAAAAAACAUGGUCGCCAUUACAAUCCAUGCCAAAGAAUCGUUAUGGACUUCAUUUAUUUAUAGCAAUCAUAUCGCCAUAGCUGGGGGUAUCUGUGAUGAGUCUGUCACUGUUGAUGAUAUGAUUAGAAUGAGUAUUUACCCAAAACCUGACCCCUCAGCACCCUGGAGUGACUGCCCUGUCAAACUACCUGAUAAGUUGAUACACCACAACAGUGUACUGUAUAAUGAUCAGUUAUUAGCCUCCGGAGGUGUUGGAAAGGACUUGAUCCGAGCAACCCAGCUUGUUCCUCCCUAUUCUGUGAAGACCUUAUCAAGAAUGUCAGAACAAAGGCAACUGCACAGCAUGGAGAUAUUUGAUGAUAAUUUGUUGAUAGUUGGUGGAAGAACAACUGGCAGAUGCAAAGACAACCUCAGCAGUGUCGUACAGUACGAUAUAAAGAAGAAGGAGCUGAAACAGUUGUCACCACUGCCUUACGCAGUAAGCGAUAUGGCAACUGUGAGAUGGGGGGACAAUAUCGUUGUUAUUGGUGGCGCUGACAGCUACGGUAUGUCAAUAAAUAUGGUUAUAAUUUACAAUGUCAAGACGGGGCAAAGUCACAUGCUGCCAUCAAUGAGAUGUAAGAGGAGGGGAUGUACUGCUGUUGUUGUUGGAAACAACAUUGUAGUCCUGGGAGGGUAUGGUGAGCGGAGAGAGAUGAAGUCUGUUGAAAGCUUCAACUUUGAAAGAUAUUCUUGGGAAGAAUUUCCAGAAAUGUCUGAAGCAAGAUUCUUCCAUACUGCUGUUGUUGUGUAA